CAGACAGAGAAUAAACCUGAAAUCAGGAGCAAAGCCUCCUGCGUUGGACUUAAACCUAUCCACCAGCACCGAGUAAAGGAGCAGAGAGUCGAUCAUGAUAUCCAUGCCUCCAGUUAUGAAUGAUCAGCCCAGGAAUAGCUCAAAGCAGUCCUUCAGUUGGCUCUCCUCAGUCAGCAGCAACUCCUCGAUCACCACCUCUGAUCUACCCGAGGAAAUAGUCAAUCCCUGGGACAUCGCCCUUUGUGUGGUGGGCACUGUGAUCUCUUGCGAGAACGCCAUCGUGGUGGCUGUCAUCUUCUAUUCGCCGACUCUCAGAGCUCCGAUGUUUAUCCUGAUUGGGAGUUUAGCCCUGGCUGAUCUCCUCGGAGGACUGGGCUUGAUCCUCAAUUUUAUCUUCCUUUACUUGCUAAACUUCGAAGCCGCGAAACUAGUCUCGGCCGCGCUCCUGAUCGCUUCCUUUUCGGCUUCGGUCUGUAACCUGCUUGCCAUCACCAUUGACCGGUACCUGUCAUUGUAUAACGCCCUGACAUAUCACACCGAGAGAACCACGACUUUCACCUACUUGAUGCUGCUGGUUGUGUGGGUCACGUGCCUGAGCCUGGGCUCACUGCCGGUGGCGGGCUGGAACUGCCUGGAAGACGAGACCACCUGUAGCGUGAUCAAACCAAUCACCAGAAACAAUGCCGCAGUCCUCUCCGUCUCCUUUUUGCUCAUAUUCGCUUUGAUGUUGCAACUGUACGUUCAAAUCUGCAAAAUAGCCUUCAGGCACGCCCAGCAAAUCGCCGUGCAGUACCACUUUGUGGCGACCUCCAACACCUCGACCAGGAAAGGAAUCUCCACUUUAUCUAUCAUCCUGGGAACCUUCGCGGCUUGUUGGAUCCCCUUCGCGAUCUACUGUCUGGUUGCAGACUCCACUUAUCCAUUGAUCUACACCUAUGUCACGGUUUUACCAGCCACCUGUAAUUCAGUCAUUAAUCCUAUAAUUUAUGCAUACCGGAACCCUGAUAUCCAGAAAUCGCUCUGGGUGGCUUGCUGUGGUUGUAUUCCAUCCAAUUUUUCAUUCAGACCAAGGUCGUCCAGUGACGUAUAGUGUCUUCUCUUACGUGGGAUUUUAUUUUUCCAACAAUUAUUAUUUGUAUUUUUUUAAUUUUUUUACUGGAGCUAUUUAAUCAAAUCAUCCCUUAAUUAAAAUGUGAGAAAUGAGGAAGGUGUAUUUUUGAGAGUAAUAUUUUCGCAAUGUUAAUGGAGUAACAUUAUUAGCGCCCCCAGCGGUUUUCUGUAAAUUCAUUACGUAAAAUUAAAGCUGCAAUGUAUUGGACAGAGCAGAGGCAAAGCACUGUAUGUGUAGAAAUGUAUAUAGACAAUAUAUGGAUUACCGAAAUAACUCUGUGAGGGGAAAACAUACUUUUUAAGAUGUGGAACUAAGGGAUACUGGUGAAGACAGAAAUGUUGGAAUGUCUCAGUAAUCAAUUUCGGGGUUGUUCAGGAGAAACAAAUGGCAACUUUCCUCAGUUGAAAAACAAUGCCAGCAUGUGAUGCACUUUAAGCUACCUAAUUAGAGCCCCGCGCUCCAAAUGUCGUUAACUAUCUAUUUAUCAAAGACCUGUACAUCUAUAUCUAUCAUUAAUUCUGACGAAAGUUAAACUGUGAAUUGAUUUUCUCUUCAAUUCUUUGCCGCAGAUUUAAUCUCGAAACAAAUACAAAAACUGCAUAUUGUGGGAUAGGGUACCGUGAGUGUACUAGAUCGACAGUGAUCACUAGAUAUGGUAUAUAUUGCAGCCAAGAACGAAAUAUUCACUUAUUCUGCAGCAGAGCAAUUUGUUAAAAUGUACCUUUGUUCUUUAUUAUGUCUUUUCAAAAAGUUUCGUUAUAUUUAUUUCGAAAAUCUCUAUUUUUUUCACAUUGGAGAUCAAUACCUCAAAUUGUAGUCUAUUAUACACCAUGUUGCCGAAGUCCUGUGUUAACUAGAUAUUUCCCGAUGAAGGGACUGGCAUGAGAGUAAAAUCCAUUCAAAAUAACAGAUUUUCAAUAAAUAGUACAAUUUGUUUACUAGCCCGCACUACCGAAACAUUGGGUCAGAUCCUCUCCGGAAUUUCCGGGGCACUUUAGAGACAAUUGCCAAAGUAUUUUGCCAACAUUCCCUCUAAAAAGGAGUUUGACACCAAGCAUUUCAAUUCAGACAUUAUUUGCCAAUAGUUUAGAAACUAUUCGGGCAGAUUUGAUGGGACAAAGGUUUCCUUACCGUCCUCUAUCUUAAAAUUGCACUUUAUCAAACUAAGGUAUUUAAUAUGUAAUGCC
Molecule: messenger RNA, 2298 nt
Organism: Mobula hypostoma (lesser devil ray)
Lineage: Eukaryota; Metazoa; Chordata; Chondrichthyes; Myliobatiformes; Myliobatidae
Product: G-protein coupled receptor 12-like
Exons: 2
Coding region: 95-1090 (331 amino acids)
Biological process (GO): regulation of metabolic process; adenylate cyclase-activating G protein-coupled receptor signaling pathway
Cellular component (GO): cytoplasm; plasma membrane
Molecular function (GO): G protein-coupled receptor activity
Source: RefSeq, a predicted model, not a curated record